UGAGAUUUAUGAAGAACUACAGCCUGGCCAAAUCACGCCUUCAUCUUUGGAUAGCGCUGUCAAACUUGAACAUCUUGAGCCAUAUGCUUAAAGCGGAAGUUGUAGCACUUCUGUCGGACUGGGCUUGGAUUCACUCUUGGAAAAAGCAAGCCAACUUGUACAAUAAGUGGACGAGGGGGGUUGAAAAUUUGGGAAAGCCCUUUUUUUCUUGGACUUGCUGACGCGUACAGCGGUUACGUGCUGUGCUGCUGCUGCUGCUGCUGCUGAGGCGCCGUCGACUUGUUUAGUAUCUUUACCAGCCUCCACCAUGUUACUUCACUUUCUCGUUUUAGCGGCCUCGAUUUUCCAGGCAAAGAGUUACUUUUCGGAGGAGAAGUAUCCGGAGGAGUCGAAAAUGCAGCCUCCCACCGUGGUUAUCGCUAUCAUAGCCAGAAACGCAGCCCAUUCCCUGCCGUACUACCUCGGAGCACUGGAGAGACUCAACUACCCCAAAGGUCGCAUCUCUGUGUGGGCUGCCACGGAUCACAACUCGGAUAAUACCACAGCCAUACUGAAAGAGUGGCUUACUGUCAUGCAGAAAUUUUACCAUUAUGUGGAGUGGAGGCCGAUGGACCAGCCCACGUCAUAUGCAGGAGAGCUGGGUCCUAAGCACUGGCCCAACAGCAGAUAUGAGUAUGUGAUGAAGCUGAAGCAGGCAGCGCUGAACUUUGCCCGGAAACGCUGGGCCGACUACAUCCUGUACGCAGACACAGACAAUAUUCUCACUAACCCGGACACCCUCAACCUGCUGAUAGCAGAGAACAAGUCAGUCAUCGCUCCCAUGUUAGACUCCCAGGGAGCGUACUCCAACUACUGGUGUGGCAUCACUCCACAGGGAUAUUAUCGUCGAACAGCGGAGUAUUUCCCCACCCGUCACCGUCACAGAGUGGGCUGCUUCCCAGUGCCCAUGGUCCACUCCACCAUGCUCCUGGAUCUAAGGAAGGAGGGCAUGAAGAAACUGGCUUUCUACCCUCCUCAUGAAGACUACUCGUGGCCCUACGACGACAUCAUUGUAUUCGCCUUCUCCUGUCGGGCUGCAGAGAUACAGAUGUACCUCUGUAACAAGGAGCGCUACGGCUACCUGAACGUCCCGGCCAAACCUCAUCACUCCUUGGAGGAUGAUCGCCUCAAUUUUGUUCAUGUCCACCUUGAGUCCAUGAUUGACGGUCCUCCCAUGUACCCCUCCCGCUUCGUCCACAUGUUCCCCAAACAAAGAGACCUCAUGGGCUUUGACGAGAUCUAUCUGAUAAACCUGCGACGCCGUCCUGACCGCAGAGACCGGAUGUUGUUCUCUCUGAAUGAGCUGGAGAUUGACGUCAAGGUGGUGGAUGCUGUGGAUGGAAAUGCAUUGAACAGCAGUGACAUUAAGUUCCUGGGUGUUGACCUGCUGCCGGGCUACUACGACCCGUUCUCUGGACGCACCUUGACUAAAGGAGAGGUGGGCUGCUUCCUCAGCCAUUUCUACAUUUGGAAGGAGAUGGUGGACAUGCAGAUGGACAAAGCACUCAUCUUUGAAGAUGACGUUCGUUUCCAGUCCAACUUCAAACGACGAGUCCUCAGGCUGAUGGAGGAAGUGGAGCAGGUGGAGCUGGAUUGGGACAUCAUAUAUCUCGGCAGGAAGCAGGUGAAUCCUGGAAAAGAAGAGCCAGUGGAGAACGUUCGGAACUUGGUGAUGGCCGACUACUCGUAUUGGACUCUGUCUUACGCCAUCUCGCAGCAGGGAGCCCAAAAACUGCUCAAUGCCGAGCCGCUUUCCAAGAUGCUGCCUGUUGAUGAGUUUCUCCCCAUCAUGUAUGACAAACAUCCCAAUGAGGACUACAAGUCCCAUUUCCCUAACAGAAACUUACAAGCCUUCAGCACACGCCCCCUCCUGGUCCAGCCAUGUCACUAUGCUGGUGAUCCCCAGUGGGUGAGCGACACGGAGACGUCCACCCUGUGGGAUGAUGACUCGGUACGCACCGAUUGGAGGGGUUCCCACAAGACCCUGAAAGGGUCACCGCCACCCGAGAUGCUGUCAGCUGCCUACAGGGACGAACUUUAGUGCGGUGCUGACAUAGCUGUUGAGAAACCUGCAGGUCAAAAGGUUGUGAGGUCAGAGAGACAGAUGCUGAGAAGAGGACCUGCUCUCAGACUUUGUUUCAGUCCAUGCUGUGUCACACCACUGACAUGCUCUGUGUCAUUUCACCUGGACUUUGUUUUUUGUUUUUUCAAAGCAUGUUGGCAAGCGUGUGGCACAAAAUGGUUUUUGGGAGAAACAAUAUAAGAGACAGAGUUUGUUGAGACUCCUUGUAGACAUGUACAAAAGCGAUGGGUGUUUUGAUACUUGUAUGCGUCUUAACAAAUCAGAUGCUUGAACUUGCACAACAGAUUUUUCUUGAGAACAAUCCACCCAUUCAUUUUUAUAGUUUAUACAGUUUUAUUUGAAUGUAUGCUUGUAGCUAUGUGUGUGCUUCUGAUGAUUGCAUGUUUAUAAUGCUAAUUACAGAGCUUUUAAAAGGGAACCGGGGAGGCGGCUUUACAAGGACUUUCUGUUGAUCACAGUCUGAGGUUCCAGCAGCUGCACUGCUCAUAACUCCUGGCAAGUCUGGACAAAAGCCUGAUACUUUUAUUGCUAAUAUUCUGUUUUUUUCCAUGUCUGUCUGUCUGUCUGUCUACCCUUUUCUCCAUUUGUGCAUAUCUUCCAUUGGAGCUGUUAAGAGAUACAGCUGUGUCUAACACAAAGCCAGACUGACCCUGAUUGAUAUUUCCCUCAGCUUCAUUAACAGUUUUAAAGUUGAUGUACCUCAUAGUUUCGAGGGCCAGUGAGACUGUUUCAUUGGCACCAGAUGAUAUGCAGGAAGUAUUUUGUUAGUGAAUCUAACACCUUGAAUGUUUGCAUUUGAAUAAUUAAGUUUCUUUAAAAUGCUCUCUUUUUUUUUUUUUUUUUUUUUUUGAAUAUCAAGUCAUGACUAGAACUAAAAUAAUAUUGACUACUUUAUACUCUGUGGCUGUGUUUUAAUAUUUUAAUAUUUCAUAUUUUGCCACACAAAUUGAACUUCAUGGUCAGAGUUAGUGUGAUACCCGGACACUUACUUUUUUUACAUUUUUAUAUUUAUGUAUACAGCAAAAUGUUCAAUUCUUGAAGUAAAACCAUCCCUAAUAAUUGUAACUUUACUUACCAAAGAGCCAAAGAGAGAAGAGUUCUGUCAGUAUAUCUGGCAUUAUUCUAAUGUAAUUAAUAGGGUGAAUAACUUUGUGAAAACAUCAUAACUUUCAGUUUAACCUUAAAUUAUUCAAACAAAACUGGAACGAAAACGCUGUAUGUGAUUUCAGGCUGUCUUAAGUGUCAAUACAGAUUCUUGGCAUGUUCAUUUAACAAGAUUUAUGUUUUAGCAUACAAUUACUUCUACUUUAGACAUGCUCUGGUAAAAUUAGGAAACAAAUUUUUUAAAUUUUCAAAUAUUUUCAGCAUGUCAAAGUGUGAACUCCAGUUGCCGGCAGUGUAAAAAGGAAACUUGGGCUCCAGUUUUUUGCAGAGUACUGCUACCUCUUAGAAGAGCCACAUUACCUUCCUGUGCUACAUCUUGUGUUAAAAGUGUAUUAAUUAUCCCACAUGUAUCUUAGCAUAAUUCUUACUAAGCCAUAUUAAAACACAGCCUACAACAGCCUUUUUGUAGCAUCACUGGGAUCCUUCUCAAUCUAGGAAUGUGUUGACACUUUGAACAGGGUUGCAAUGAAAGCAAUGAAAACUGAUGUAAACUGAUGUGAUUUAAAUGACAAUGAUCAAGUUACACCAAACUCAUGCUACAGUCAAAUGUUUGUACAUUUAUGAUGGUCUGAUUCCAUGUAUUCAUUUUCUGUCAUUAUGUGUGUUGCUUUUCAUGCAAAAGUCAUAAUUUAUUUGUUGAGUCUCUCUUGAUGUGGUUGACAGACGAGUCACAUGACAUGAUUUACAACAUGCAAUCAAAGUGCAAUGGCUUUUCUACUAAAGGCCUCUCUCUAAAUGUCUCUGAACAAUAAAACAGGAUGUUAGAAUAACUUCAAAUGUCAAUAAAAAUUAGUUUUUACACA
Messenger RNA from Lates calcarifer (barramundi perch), 4089 nucleotides. It is a transcript of the gene cercam, whose product is annotated as cerebral endothelial cell adhesion molecule. The record is from RefSeq and is a predicted model, not a curated record. Lineage: Eukaryota; Metazoa; Chordata; Actinopteri; Centropomidae. Bases 308 to 2080 code for a protein of 590 amino acids. The transcript has 12 exons.